UUAAAUUCUAAUUAGAGAUGCAGGAAUCAAUGAUAGGGAGGUUGGACAGCUCAGUUCCCCAGUGCCAGCCCAAUAGACGGAUGAGUUAUUGUCAUGUAAAAAGCGCCAGCAAUAAGACCAACCGCUUUGCUAUUGUCCAAGUGGAAAGAGCCAAGUUUAUUAUGAGGACUAUAUGCUCUAGAGACCUCAGACAAGGCAUCUCAUAGGAGGCUUUUUCAUAAAACUAGGCUCUGCUGGUAGUAAGGAGGCCAGUUUGGAGGCAGGCGUUGAGCUGUGCACAUCUCCCCACUCCAGCCACCUUCUCCAUAUCCAUCUUUUAUUUCAUUUUUCCACUUGGCUGAGCCAUCCAGAACCUUUUCAAUGUAUAAAAUGGAAUAUUCUUACCUCAAUUCCUCUGCCUACGAGUCCUGUAUGGCUGGGAUGGACACCUCGAGCCUGGCUUCAGCCUAUGCUGACUUCAGUUCCUGCAGCCAGGCCAGUGGCUUCCAGUAUAACCCGAUAAGGACCACUUUUGGGGCCACGUCCGGCUGCCCGUCCCUCACGCCGGGAUCCUGCAGCCUCGGUACCCUCAGGGACCACCAGAGCAGUCCGUACGCCGCAGUUCCUUACAAACUCUUCACGGACCACGGCGGCCUCAACGAGAAACGCAAGCAGCGGCGCAUCCGCACCACUUUCACAAGUGCGCAGCUCAAAGAGCUGGAGAGGGUCUUCGCCGAGACACACUACCCCGACAUCUACACCCGGGAAGAGCUAGCUCUGAAGAUCGACCUCACCGAGGCGCGAGUCCAGGUGUGGUUCCAGAACCGCCGCGCCAAGUUCCGCAAACAGGAGCGCGCAGCAGCGGCCGCAGCCGCCGCGGCCAAGAACGGUUCGUCGGGCAAGAAGUCUGACUCGUCCCGGGACGACGAGAGCAAAGAGGCCAAGAGCACCGACCCGGACAGCACUGGGGGCCCGGGCCCCAACCCCAACCCCACCCCCAGCUGCGGGGCGAGCGGCGGCGGCGGCGGCGGGCCCAGCCCGGCAGGAGCUCCGGGGGCUGCGGGACCCGGGGGCCCGGGAGGCGAACCCGGCAAGGGAGGCGCGGCGGCGGCGGCGGCGGCGGCGGCGGCUGCGGCGGCGGCGGCGGCAGCGGCGGCGGCCGGGGGCCUGGCUGCGGCUGGGGGUCCUGGACAAGGCUGGGCUCCUGGCCCCGGCCCCAUCACAUCCAUCCCGGAUUCGCUCGGGGGCCCCUUCGCCAGCGUCCUGUCCUCGCUCCAAAGACCCAACGGUGCCAAAGCCGCCUUAGUGAAGAGCAGUAUGUUCUGAUCGGGGACCCGCGGCGGUGGCGGCGGCGGCGGUGGCGGGCGAGCCAGGGCAGGGCGGGCGAGUGGGCGAGUGGGUUAGGCCCAAGGCUAUUAUUGUCGCUGCUGCCGUGGCUUUUUCAUCGAGGGCCUCAAAGAAUCGCGAUAGGAAUACCGAGAAAAUGACGUCGCCCCCAUUCCAGCCCCACUCCUACCCCUUUCCUCAACCCCCAAACAAAGCAAAAGAAAAACACUUCCCUGGCUUCGCACCUGCUCUUGGCCACGCGGAGGCCGGGGCUCCGCCUGCUGACUGGCUGCGGGCAGCGUGGCCUGGACUCGGGGCCACUCUCAGGGGGCUGUGUCUGCGUAUCGGGUGUGUGUCGGUCUGUCUCGGGGAAUGUGUGUCUGUGGCCCGAGCAGGUGACAGGGAAAGAUGGUAGGGCCACAACCAACUCAGUGACUUGCUUA
Molecule: messenger RNA, 1748 nt
Organism: Castor canadensis (American beaver)
Lineage: Eukaryota; Metazoa; Chordata; Mammalia; Rodentia; Castoridae
Gene: Phox2b
Product: paired like homeobox 2B
Biological process (GO): enteric nervous system development; regulation of transcription by RNA polymerase II
Molecular function (GO): RNA polymerase II transcription regulatory region sequence-specific DNA binding; DNA-binding transcription factor activity, RNA polymerase II-specific
Source: RefSeq, a predicted model, not a curated record